CUACUUGUUUCACUGCAAAUUCUGGUGCUGUAAUAAAUGUCUUAUUAAUUAGAUCUUCUAAAGCUGCUGUUUAAAAGAUACAACCACCCAUCACUUCUAAGCAAUACAAUCUCUAGUAACUCAACUUAACCCAUUGCAUUACACCAUAAUUACUCAUACUAAUCCAUCAAUUAACAAACCCAUUCAAAGUAAUUAAGAGUCGAGGGUCUCACUGGUUGCAUCAACCUCCUUAGCUAUUUUUGAUCUGGAGUUGAACAGUGCAUACUAUAUUUUUAGUAAGCUAUCGAAGGAAGAAAAUGGUGUCUGAGAAGCAUGGGGAAGAAGCAAUAGUCUCUAACUUUAAUGAAAAUGAGAGCCAAAGUAAUAUGGAAAUUGAUGGGAAUAGCAAAGAGGAUGAUCAUGCUAUGUUUAGUAUGAAGAGUUUUUUUUGGCAUGGUGGUUCUGUUUGGGAUGCUUGGUUUAGUUGUGCCUCUAAUCAAGUGGCGCAAGUGUUGCUAACUCUACCGUACUCAUUCUCACAAUUGGGGAUGCUAUCAGGAAUAUUACUACAAUUAUUCUAUGGUAUCAUGGGAAGUUGGACUGCAUAUCUUAUCAGUGUUCUUUAUGUUGAAUAUCGUAGUCGGAAGGAAAAGGAAGGUGUAAGCUUCAAAAACCAUGUCAUUCAGUGGUUUGAAGUUCUAGACGGAUUACUAGGACCAUAUUGGAAAGCAGUGGGACUAGCGUUCAAUGUAAUAUUCCUUCUCUUUGGAUCUGUGAUACAACUCAUUGCUUGUGCAAGCAAUAUAUACUAUAUCAAUGACCAUUUGGACAAACGCACAUGGACAUACAUAUUUGGAGCAUGUUGUGCAACAACUGUAUUCAUCCCCUCCUUCCAUAACUACCGGGUUUGGUCUUUUCUUGGCCUUGGCAUGACCACUUACACCGCUUGGUAUAUGGCCAUCGCCGCCCUCGUCCAUGGACAGAUUGAUGGUGUGACACAUUCUGGACCAACGAAGCUAGUGUUGUAUUUCACUGGUGCUACUAACAUAUUAUACACCUUUGGUGGUCAUGCUGUUACAGUGGAAAUAAUGCAUGCCAUGUGGAAACCCCAAAAGUUUAAGUACAUCUAUCUGUUGGCCACACUUUAUGUUUUCACAUUAACACUUCCGUCUGCUGCGGCUGUUUACUGGGCGUUUGGAGAUGAACUUCUUAAUCACUCUAAUGCUUUCUCUCUCCUUCCUAAGUCUGGUUAUCGUGACGCCGCCGUUAUCUUAAUGCUCAUCCAUCAGUUCAUAACAUUUGGGUUUGCAUGUACACCAUUAUACUUUAUAUGGGAGAAGGUAAUAGGAAUGCAUGAUACAAAGAGUAUAUGUUUAAGGGCACUAGCAAGAUUACCGGUAGUAAUACCAAUAUGGUUCCUAGCAAUCAUAUUCCCAUUUUUUGGACCCAUAAAUUCAGCUGUGGGUGCCCUUUUGGUUAGUUUCACUGUCUAUAUCAUUCCAGCUCUUGCCCAUAUGCUCACUUACAAAGACGCUUCUGCCAGACAGAAUGCUGCAGAGAAGCCUCCUUCCUUUUUUCCAACAUGGACAGGAAUGUAUGCAGUGAAUAUAUUCAUAGUAGUAUGGGUUUUUGUAAUCGGGUUUGGGUUUGGAGGAUGGGCCAGCAUGACAAACUUUGUGAGACAAAUUGACACAUUUGGAUUAUUUGCAAAGUGUUAUCAAUGCAAUCCUCCUAAAUCACCUUUACUCAACUCUACAACUCCUCACCACUAAUCAUGUUUAAUUUCUCUAAUUGAUCCAUUUUCUCUUUGGUAAUGGUAGUGAUCAACAAGCACAAUUUGGGGCUAAACCCCUCCAUAUUUUGUACCAUAUAAGGGAAAAUUAUUAGAUUUAUAUAUUUUUCCCUUAAUAUUAUAAUGUUUGUUAUUAUUUUUUUUUUGUUUCCUUAUACUUAAUUUUAUAAGGAUAUUUUUAGUUAAUUUUACAGAAUUAGAGAAUUAUGAAGUGUGUUAUUGAAGGAAUAUUUGUUGUAUGUGUUCUUUUACUAGUAAAAGAGGGGAAUAGAAAUAGUAUAAGUUUGAAGGGAGUAUAAAUUAGUACUUCUCUAGUUAUUUGCAAGUAGAAUUGAUGUAAUUUUCGAAAUGUUGUUAUUACAUUUACGGUAUCAGAAAGUAUUGUUCAUUACAUUAUCUUUU
Molecule: messenger RNA, 2173 nt
Organism: Amaranthus tricolor (Joseph's coat)
Lineage: Eukaryota; Viridiplantae; Streptophyta; Magnoliopsida; Caryophyllales; Amaranthaceae
Product: auxin transporter-like protein 4
Exons: 10
Coding region: 297-1751 (484 amino acids)
Cellular component (GO): plasma membrane
Source: RefSeq, a predicted model, not a curated record